AUGUCGAGCGUGGCGAAGAAAGAUAAGCCGACCAUGUCAGUGACGGCGCUUAUCAACUGGGCUCGACCGGCGCCGCCGGGCCCUCAGCAGCAGCUGGCGCAGGCGGUGCCCGUCUCCUCCACGGCGCUCCUGCAGUCCCUAGGAACAUCCUCGAACAUUCCCAACGUCGACUGCUCUAUCGACAUGCAAUGGCUGAACAUAGAAUCGGGGUUCAUGUCCCCCAUGUCUCCACCAGAGAUGAAGCCGGACACAGCGAUGCUGGACGGCAUGAGGGAGGACGCCACCUCACCCUCAGCCAUGAGGAACUACCCCCCGAAUCAUCCGCUCAGCGGAUCCAAACACCUCUGUUCCAUAUGCGGAGACAGAGCAUCGGGGAAACAUUACGGAGUUUAUAGUUGCGAAGGCUGUAAAGGAUUCUUCAAGAGGACCGUCCGUAAAGAUUUGACGUACGCGUGUCGCGAGGAGAGGAAUUGUAUUAUAGACAAGCGUCAGAGGAACAGGUGCCAGUACUGCCGCUAUCAGAAAUGUCUGGCGUGCGGCAUGAAGAGGGAGGCUGUGCAGGAGGAGAGGCAGAGGGCUGCGAGGGGCGCAGAGGACGUACAUCCGAGCAGCUCAGUACAGGAGCUGUCAAUCGAGCGUCUACUUGAGAUGGAGUCUCUGGUAGCGGACCCUAAUGAGGAGUUCCAGUUCCUCCGCGUGGGUCCCGACAGUAACGUGCCACCGAGAUAUAGGGCUCCCGUGUCCAGCCUCUGUCAGAUUGGUAAUAAACAGAUCGCCGCGUUAGUGGUGUGGGCUCGUGACAUACCUCACUUCAGUCAACUGGAGCUCGAAGACCAGGUCAUACUGAUCAAGGCCUCCUGGAACGAGCUCAUGCUGUUCGCUAUCGCUUGGAGGAGUAUGGAGUACUUGGAAGAUGAGAGAGAGAAUCUGGAUGGUACUCGGACAGCACCACUGCCACAACUGAUGUGUCUCAUGCCAGGGAUGACUCUCCAUCGUAACUCGGCGCUGCAGGCCGGCGUCGGUCAGAUCUUCGACCGCGUGCUGUCUGAACUAUCACUGAAGAUGAGGGCGCUGAGGAUGGACCAGGCCGAGUACGUCGCGCUCAAGGCCAUCGUGCUGCUCAACCCAGAUAUAAAAGGCCUCAAAAACAGACAGGACGUCGACGUUCUACGAGAGAAGAUGUUCUCCUGUCUGGAUGAGUACUGUCGCCGCGCUCACAGUUCCGAGGAGGGUCGGUUCGCGUCCCUAUUGCUGCGGCUGCCGGCUCUCCGCUCCAUCUCCCUCAAGAGCUUCGAGCAUCUGUUCUUCUUCCACCUGAUAGCUGAGGGCACCAUCGGCACCUACAUCAGGGACGCGCUCCGCAGCCACGCGCCCACCAUAGACACAAACUCCAUUAUGUAG
This is a messenger RNA of Danaus chrysippus (African queen), 1401 nucleotides long. The record is from the annotation of a GenBank genome assembly. NCBI's taxonomy places the organism in Eukaryota, Metazoa, Arthropoda, Insecta, Lepidoptera, Nymphalidae.